AUGUUGAUGGUAUAAUUGCUAAAUUGCAGAUUUGCAGAAAUGAUAUAAUUGCUUGGCCUAUGGAGUAUGGAGUAUGGAUACUGAUUAACUGAUGGUGACAUGGUGUAUUGAUGUUGAUGAGUUGAUGUUGAUUACUUGAUUUUAAUAAAGUUUGUAACUUUGUAUGAUUCAUGAUUCAUGAGGAGAAGGCCUCAGACCUCAGAAGCAGAGGGCCACAAUUCGUUUGAGAAAGCUUGAAAAAAAAUAAAGGUUCUUGCAUUGCUGAAAGUCAAGACACUGGGUCUUCGGCAACCUCAUCAAGAUUUGCAGUUGGCCAGUUGUCUACUUAUCUGGCCUCAGGCCUGCAAUUUCAAUAUCAUCAACAGGCACAUAAGGUUAGAGAGCUUCAUCUUUUUUGCAUUUUCACCCAUUAUGAAGUUGCAUCGACAAAGAAUUUUUUUUUUUUUUAAAAGGUGGACUGCAUUGUGUUCGACAAGACAGGGACUCUUACAAUUGGGAAGCCACUGGUUGUUAACACACGACUCAUGAAAAAUAUAGUGCUUCGAGAAUUCUAUGAACUUGUUGCUGCAGCUGAGGUUAACAGUGAACACCCCUUGGCCAAGGCCAUUGUUGAGUAUGCCAAAAAAUUCAGAGAAGAUGAAGAGAAUCCAGCCGGGCCAGAAGCGCAUGACUUUGCCUCCAUUACUGGUCACGGGGUGAAGGCUAUUGUUCAGGGCAGGGAAAUAAUUGUGGGGAACAAGAGCUUGAUGGUGGACCAGAACAUUGCAGUUCCACUCGAUGCAGAAGACUACCUAGCAGAAGCUGAAGGGCUGGCUCAAACUGGGAUUCUAGUAGCCAUAGAUGGAGAAGUGGCUGGAGUUCUAGCAAUAUCUGAUCCACUGAAACCAGGUGCUCAAGAAGUAAUUACCAUACUCAAGUCAAUGAAUGUUAGAAGCAUAAUGGUGACAGGUGACAAUUGGGGAAUUGCAAAUUCUAUUGCCAAUGAAGUUGGUAUUGAUACUGUUAUAGCCGAAGCGAAACCUGAUCACCAGAAAGCAGAGAAAGUGAAGGAAUUGCAGGCUACACUGUGGCGAUGGUGGGAGAUGGCAUCAAUGACUCACCAGCACUUGUGGCGGCAGAUGUAGGAAUGGCAAUUGGUGCUGGCACUAACAUUGCAAUUGAGGCAGCAGACAUUGUGCUAAUGAAGAGUAGGUUUCCUCUUUAUUUUCUGUAAGAAAGACAAGUUUAUAGAGGGAACUUGUCUCAGAUAAUUGGAGUAAAUUGAUCAAUAUAUGGUUGAGAUUUUUUGUUUCCAGUAUUAAUUUCUGAUGGAAAUGACAUUUAGUUAGUUGUGGGUACAAUAUUGAUUGGGUUGUGAAUUAUGUUACUGUUUGGAUUCUGAUUAAUGGAAUUGUAUAUUAAAAAAAAAUUAUUCUGUAAUAAUUUAGCACCAAUUU
Messenger RNA from Rosa rugosa (rugosa rose), 1436 nucleotides. RefSeq names its product probable copper-transporting ATPase HMA5. Gene Ontology annotation, cellular component: membrane. Lineage: Eukaryota; Viridiplantae; Streptophyta; Magnoliopsida; Rosales; Rosaceae. The transcript is spliced from 7 exons. The record is from RefSeq and is a predicted model, not a curated record. Gene Ontology annotation, molecular function: transporter activity; ATP hydrolysis activity; ATP binding. Bases 525 to 1124 code for a protein of 199 amino acids.